AUGAAGGCGACCCUUAGCUGCUUGGCAGAAGCCGUAAAAGAAGCUACUCGCAAUACCAGGACGAGAAAAGCGGCUUUAGAGCUGACGGAGGCAGCUGCAGACCGAGUCCGGGAGCUCCUGAGCAAGCGACACAAGGAAUAUCUAAAGCUUGGUGUGAAAACGCGUGGCUGUAGCGGCUUGAGCUACACGUUGAACUAUGCAGAUGCCAAGGGAAAAUUCGAUGAGCUAGUUGAAGACAAGGGGGUGCGCAUACUCAUCGAGCCGGCGGCUCUGAUGCACGUAUUGGGUACCAAGAUGGAUUACAUUGAGGACAAGUUAAGGCAGGAGUUUGUAUUUGUGAACCCAAACGCCAAGGGGACUUGCGGAUGUGGAGAGUCUUUCACGACGUGA
Messenger RNA from Volvox carteri f. nagariensis, 390 nucleotides. RefSeq lists its product as uncharacterized. Gene Ontology annotation, biological process: iron-sulfur cluster assembly. Gene Ontology annotation, molecular function: 2 iron, 2 sulfur cluster binding. The coding region runs from base 1 to 390 and encodes 129 amino acids. Gene Ontology annotation, cellular component: mitochondrion; cytoplasm. Lineage: Eukaryota; Viridiplantae; Chlorophyta; Chlorophyceae; Chlamydomonadales; Volvocaceae. The record is from RefSeq and is a predicted model, not a curated record. The transcript is spliced from 5 exons.